Molecule: messenger RNA, 852 nt
Organism: Nicotiana tabacum (common tobacco)
Lineage: Eukaryota; Viridiplantae; Streptophyta; Magnoliopsida; Solanales; Solanaceae
Source: RefSeq, a predicted model, not a curated record
AUGACUAUGCCUGGGGGAUUUGGUAGCCAGGGGAAGCAUAGGCUAACACAAGCUCUUCUCAAAUCUGGUUUUCAUCAAAACAGACAUGAUUACUCCUUGUUUACUAAAGCAACUAAUGGAAAAUUUGUUCUCAUACUUGUCUAUGUAGAUGACUUACUUAUUACAGAUCAAGAAAGGAAGUAUGCCUUGGAGAUGAUUUCAGAGGCAGGACUCUCAGUAUCAAAGCCCAAUAAAACCCCAAUGGAACAAAACUUGAAACUUACAAGCAUAGAAUUUGAUGAGAUUGUGAAAGAGAAUACCGAUGACAACGUCCUGGAGGACAGAAGGCUUUUUCAAAGAUUGGUUGGAAAACUUCUGUAUUUGACAAUCACAAGACCUGACAUUGCAUCUGCUGUGCAAAGUCUAACCCAAUUUAUGCAUGCUCCAAAGAAGUCUCUUUAUGAGGUUGCAUUACAUGUUGUGAGAUAUAUCAAAGAUCAACCUGGAUUUGGACUUCUCAUGAAAUCAAUUACAGGGUUCUGUAUCAAACUGGGGAGUUCUCUCAUUUCAUGGAAAGCAAAAAAGCAGACUACUAUCAUGAGGAGCUCAACUGAAGCUGAGUACAGAAGUAUGGCACAUACGGUGGCAGAGUUGACAGUGCUGAGCAUCUGUGGGGAUGUGAUGCAAGGUGAUAAGGCCAUCAUGCAACUUGUCUCGUACAAAAUGACAAUCUACCUUUAUGUGCUUGGUUGGCUAUCACAAAAAAUUGAGAUAGGAUGUAAGCAAGGAACUGUCAGUUCUUCUAGCAAUCGUUUAAGCCAUACUAGUUCUCCAACAACUUUUCUUACUAAUCUGUAUUCUGCCUCUUCAUAG